UGACAUGUUUGUGAUGAGGUGUGAAUCGUAGAAAGAAAUCUCCGUCUCGCAGAAAUGAUUUCACAAAAAUCCAUAGUUCCAUAAAGUUUUGUGAUGUUCUAUUUGUGCUACAUCAAUACGAGUACACAAUAAUACGAUAACAAUAUAGCAGUGCCUCAUUAAAUAAUAUAAAUGAAUAUAAAACCACCGUGCAACUAAGUCGGUUCCGAAAGGAACGAAUGGAGUGAUUAACUUAUGAAAUAACGAUGCAAACCAACUUGAAAACUAAAGAAAUGUUUAUAGUCCGAGCUUUAGAAAAGAUAUUGGCUGAUAAGGACAUUAAAAGGUCCUACCACAGCCAAUUGAAAAAGUCGUGCGAAGUCGCUCUAGAGGAAAUCAAAACUGAAUUGAAAAAUGGAGGACAACCUGAGUCAUCAGAAAGUCCUACAUCAGGGACCUUACCUCUACCCAAAAAUGAUGCUUCCAACAUUAUUACUGCUGAGAAAUACUUCUUGCCAUUUGAGCUGGCAUGUCAGAGUAAAGCAGCCAGGAUAGUUGUAACAGCCUUGGACUGUCUUCAAAAACUUAUUGCAUAUGGGCAUCUCACUGGUAACAUUCCUGACUCAACAACUCCAAGAAAACUCCUUAUUGACAGAAUUGUGGAAACUAUCUGCAGCUGUUUCACAGGACCACAAACAGACGAGGGAGUCCAACUGCAGAUAAUAAAAGCUCUACUAACAGUUAUCACAAGUCAACAUGUUGAAGUUCACGAGGGCACAGUACUCCUUGCUGUCAGAACAUGUUACAACAUCUACCUUGCUAGUAAAAACCUCAUUAAUCAAACAACAGCAAGAGCCACCCUGACACAGAUGCUAAAUGUUAUAUUCACCAAAAUGGAGAAUCAGGCCCUUGAAUCUGAAACAAAUGAUAAUAGUAAUAACCAUGCUGUAACAGAAAUACACAAAAUACCUAAUGGUAAUGUUGUAUCUGAAGAAACACCUAACAAUGGGGUUGAAGAGGUAAAAGAAGAAGGAACACAACUCGAGGAACACGAUGAAGUAUUAGAAGCUAAAAUUAUCGCUAAACAAAUUGUAGAUUCCGUUAUAGAUAAUGCCAUAAGUAUUGCGUCUAAAAAAACAUCUGAAGAAGAUGUGACUAAUACACCUGAUAACAAUGAAAAUCCGUCUGAUUCACAAGAUAGUGGCAGUGUGUCACAAGAAAGCAAUGGACAGGUGCCGACCGAAAACACUAUGACGAGGAUACCAUCACAAGAAAGUGUGGAUGUUGCAUCGGAAAAUGAUAACUCGGUAACAGCAAAGUUUACACAUGUAUUACAAAAGGACGCUUUCCUAGUAUUUAGAGCUCUAUGCAAGCUUUCAAUGAAGCCCCUACCUGAAGGAACUCCAGACCCUAAGUCACAUGAACUAAGAUCUAAAAUUCUUUCUCUUCACCUUCUAUUAUCUAUCUUACAAAAUGCUGGUCCAGUAUUUAGGAACAAUGAGAUGUUCAUUACAGCCAUCAAGCAAUAUCUUUGCGUGGCUCUUUCAAAGAAUGGUGUCAGUUCUGUUCCAGAAGUUUUUGAACUUUCCUUAGCUAUCUUCUUGGCUCUGUUGCAAAACUUCAAGGUACAUCUCAAGAAGCAAAUUGAAGUUUUCUUCAAAGAAAUCUUUAUGAACAUUUUGGAAACAUCAAGCUCGUCCUUUGAGCACAAAUGGAUGGUCAUCCAAGCACUGACCAGAAUCUGUGGAGAUGCACAAAGCGUCGUUGACAUCUAUGUAAACUAUGAUUGUGAUUUAUCAGCAGCUAAUUUAUUCCAACGCCUGGUAAAUGAUGUAUCUAAGAUUGCCCAAGGAAGGCAAACGCUGGAAUUGGGCGCUACACCUAAUCAAGAGAAAUCCAUGCGUAUACGUGGACUUGAAUGCCUAGUGUCCAUAUUAAAAUGCAUGGUAGAAUGGAGCAAAGAACUAUAUAUAAAUCCCAACCUACAAACAACUUUGGGAGAGAGAACUGCAAAAGAAGAACAUGACCACCACAGUAUGAAAUCUCACGGAGGAUCUAGUCUAAGUCUAGUCUCAACAGGAUCCAGUAAUAUUGGUAACAGAGAGACAUUAGAUUCUCCUGAACAAUUUGAAGUAUUGAAACAACAAAAGGAAGUUUGGGAAACAGGAAUAGAACUAUUCAACAGGAAACCAAAACGUGGAAUUUCUUUCUUACAAGAGCAAGGUCUCUUGGGUGCAUCGACAAAAGACGUGGCUGAGUGGCUUUUAACGGAUGAAAGACUUGAUAAAACAUUUAUUGGCGAGUAUUUAGGUGAAAACGAAGAUCACUCUAGGGAAGUUAUGUAUUCCUACGUAGAUUCAAUGAAUUUCGCUAACAUGGAUAUUGUUGCUGCGUUACGUUAUUUCUUAGAAGGUUUCAGACUUCCUGGCGAAGCUCAAAAGAUCGACAGGUUAAUGGAGAAGUUUGCGUCACGCUACUGUGAAUGCAAUCCGAACAACACGUUAUUCACGAGCGCGGAUACUGUUUACGUACUAGCGUUUUCCAUAAUAAUGCUCACAACAGACUUACAUUCGCCUCAAGUUAAAAAUAAAAUGACAAAAGAACAAUAUAUUAAGAUGAAUAGUGGCAUAAGUGACAACAACGACCUUCCACGAGAAUAUUUGUCACAGAUAUACGACGAAAUAGCCGGGCACGAGAUCAAAAUGAAGAGUUCGUCUAAACCAGGAAAACAUAUGAUCUCCAACGAGAAGAAGCGGAAGCUAAUCUGGAACAUGGAAAUGGACUUAAUAUCUGCAGCCGCAAAGAACUUGAUGGAAUCUGUGUCACAUGUUCAAACUCCAUUUACGACCGCCAAGCAUGUCGAACACGUUCGCCCUAUGUUUAAAAUGGCUUGGACGCCCUUCCUCGCUGCAUUUUCAGUGGGCUUGCAAGAUUGUGAUGACCCUGAAAUCGCGUCACUUUGUUUAGACGGUAUUAGGUGCGCCAUCCGCAUUGCGUGCAUUUUCCACAUGUCGCUUGAAAGAGACGCGUACGUACAGGCUCUCGCGCGCUUCACCCUACUCACAGCGAACUCGCCCAUCACCGAAAUGAAGGCUAAGAACAUUGACACAAUAAAGACGUUGAUUACUGUCGCACAUACUGAUGGUAAUUACCUAGGAACGAGUUGGUUGGAUGUCGUUAAAUGCAUUUCUCAGUUAGAACUGGCACAGCUUAUAGGGACUGGAGUGCGGCCGCAGUUCCUAUCAGGAUCUGGCAUCAAACCUCAACCUGACUCGUUGAAGUUUAGCCUAAUGUCAUUAGAUCCCAGCGUCAAAGAACACAUCGGCGAGACAAGCUCUCAGAGUGUAGUCGUAGCAGUAGAUAGAAUAUUUACAGGAUCCACUAGACUUGAUGGUGAUGCCAUUGUAGACUUCGUCAAAGCAUUAUGUCAAGUAUCUUUGGAUGAGCUGAGUCAUCCGACAAACCCUCGAAUGUUUUCACUGCAGAAGAUAGUCGAAAUUUCGUACUACAAUAUGGGUCGUAUCAGGCUGCAGUGGUCUCGAAUAUGGCAAGUACUAGGUGAUCAUUUUAACAAAGUAGGCUGCAGCAGUAAUGAAGAUAUAGCAUUCUUCGCAGUGGAUUCCUUGAGACAGCUGUCAAUGAAGUUUAUUGAAAAAGGGGAGUUCGCCAAUUUCAAAUUCCAAAAGGACUUUUUAAGGCCCUUUGAACACAUCAUGAAGAAAAAUAGUUCUCCUACUAUCAGAGAUAUGGUAGUGCGUUGUAUCGCACAAAUGGUUAACUCUCAAGCAUCCAAUAUCAAAUCAGGUUGGAAAAAUAUAUUCUCGGUAUUCCAUCUAGCUGCCAGCGAUCAAGAUGAAGCUAUUGUUGACUUGGCAUUCCAGACUACCGGCAAAAUUAUAAAUGAGUUAUAUGAAAAACAAUUCCCAGCGAUGAUAGACUCCUUCCAAGAUGCAGUGAAAUGCUUAUCAGAAUUUGCAUGCAAUGCUAAGUUCCCCGACACUUCAAUGGAGGCCAUAAGACUGGUGAGGUCUUGUGCAACUGCGGUAGGCGCAUCACCGCAGCUGUUCGCCGAGCACGCGGGGCUUGAAGGCGAGCCAGGCGCUCCGGAAGUCGACAGAGUGUGGUUAAGAGGGUGGUUUCCUCUGCUCUUUUCUUUAUCGUGCGUCGUCAGUCGCUGCAAGCUCGAUGUUCGCACACGAGGACUCACGGUCCUGUUUGAGAUAAUUAAAACUCAUGGUGAAUCAUUCCGUCCACAUUGGUGGAGAGACCUGUUUAAUAUAUUAUUUAGAAUCUUUGACAACAUGAAGCUACCCGAGCACCAGUUGGAGAAGAACGAGUGGAUGACUACAACCUGCAACCACGCGUUGUAUGCCAUCGUCGACGUCUUCACGCAAUACUUUGACAUUCUCGGUUCUCUAUUGUUAGAGCAACUGUACGCGCAGCUGCAUUGGUGCGUGCAGCAGGACAAUGAACAGCUUGCACGCUCCGGCACCAACUGCUUGGAGAAUCUAGUCAUAUCGAACGGAACCAAGUUCAACGAGGAUACUUGGAGCAAAACAUGUCAGAUCAUGUUGGAUAUCUUUAACAGCACCCUACCCACCACUUUGCUAACAUGGAAACCCGAUGAUAACGACGAGAGCGACCAACCUCAAGUCCGACACGGUAUCUUAAAGAAACCCCAAGGCGGGGACGAGAUCAAGUCAUCCAAUCGAGUAUUCAACAGUCUCCUCAUCAAAUGCGUUGUACAGUUGGAACUGAUACAAACCAUUGACAACAUCGUCUUCUACCCCGCGACGUCGCGGAAGGAAGACGCCGAGACACUGGCGCUAGCGGCCGCAGAGCUGACUGGCGGCACUCCCGGCACCGAGCAGGAAUGUCAGCGUGAAGAACAAGGAAUGUAUAGAUUACUUAGUUCACCACACCUACUCCGACUAGUAGAAUGCCUCAUGUGCAGUCAUCGCUUUGCUAAAACAUUUAAUACUAAUAACACGCAAAGGAAUGUGUUGUGGAAAGCUAAUUUCAAGGGUUCGGUGAAGCCGAACAUGUUGAAGCAAGAGACGCAGUCGUUGGCGUGCGUGCUGCGGAUACUGUUCAAGAUGUACAGUGAUGAGACGCGGCGGGACCACUGGCCUGCGGUACAGAAGAGUCUCAUCACCAUUUGUUGUGAAGCUUUAGAAUACUUUGCUGGAGUGACGAGCGAAGCACACAGAGACGCGUGGACGUCCAUACUGCUGUUGAUUCUCACAAGAAUACUGAAGAUGCCUGACGAAAGAUUUGCGGCUCACGUGUCCAGCUACUACCCGCUCCUGUGUGAGAUCACGUGCUUCGACCUGAAACCGGAGCUGCGGUCGGUGCUCCGCCGGGUGUUCAUACGCAUCGGGCCCGUCUUCAACAUCGUCACCAACGCCCAAUAACAACACAAUAUUAACAAACAAUAUGGCCUUAUAGUUCUCUAGGAUAAAGUAUGACUUUGAUGUUAAUGUUAAAAAUAAUACUUCAGUUGAUUCCUUAAAAUUUAAUGUAAUAUUGACAGCAAUCAGUACUUCAGUAGUAUUAAAAGUGAUCUAUCAUAUUUUAUAGGGUGUAGUAGUCUUAUUUCUAAUUUAUAUUAUAAAUUAUUGAUUUGAUUAUCAAGUUAAAUUUUUAAAUUGUAUAUUAUAAAAGCAUAGAAAUUGUAUCUAUAAAUUAUUAUAGUUUAUUCUGUAUAUUUGAAAGUUUUUACUGUCUGGGGAGCUGAAUUCACUCACUACUGCUAUUGCUUGGUAUUCCUUCUAGCUAGACUGAUCAGACUGUGAUUGUGAACUUUUACUUUCUCACUGCUUUCCAUGUUUUAUCAUUUUUCUUGGAGUGACUUCAGAACUCGCACGCAAACUGAUUAUUAUAUUAUUAUUCCUUAAAAUAAAAAUAAUAAAUUUAAAAGAAGUCUGAUUUAAACAAUCUUCAGUCCCUCAAUGGACCUCUCCAAGGAGUCCAAGUCCCAGAUGACCAGCUGUCCAUCCAAUCCAGUGGUGCUGAACUUGUGGGUGUUAGCCUUAGUACCUUCGAAAAUGCGAAUGGAAGUGAUGGCAUUCUGGUGAAUAGAAUCCAAGAAAGUGUCAUUAGUUUCAAUGCGCGCUUGGCGAUCCAGAGACUGGAACUUCUUCAUGGCAGACAGUCCACCAGACUCCUUUCUCUGAGUAUUAUCCAACUUGGCAACAAACUUAAUCUGAUCACCGUCAUGGCAAUACAUUAAAGGAAUGCAGCUAUGUCCUGCCACUACCAGAGAGUUGUUGGUCACCCAACUGCAUCCCAGGAAAGGCAAGUACUCAGUCUUUAAUUUUAUGAUAGCUUUCCCUUGAGUAGCAUCAGCUACAUUUAUGGAGCUAUCAUGUCCCACCCAUGCAACUUUAUUCCCGUCUGCUGAGAAAGACACACUAUGCACCCAUCCUCCACCAUUGGGUGAAUUUGGGAAUUCAGCCAACAUUUGUCCCAAAGGCAGCUUAGUGCCCCAAACAUUUGGUCCUGGUUGGUCUUCAAUAUCCUUGAUGUAUGCAGAGUACACUCUUACUUUGAAGUCGGCUGAGCCAGCAACCAACAGGAUGUUGUUUGGGUGCCAAUCAAUACUGGUUACAGUUGAACGGAUGGGCUUCUUGAUAUGCUUAGACACCCACCAAUUGUUUUCUUUUUCAAAAUAACAGAUGGAGAUUAAUCUGGCUCCAGAGCCAACAGCAAACUUGUUUUCCAUAGGAGACCAUUUGACACAAGUGGCAGCUCUGUUGAUACGGAGGAGCACAAGAGUAGUAGUCCACUUGCCAUCAUCUCCCUGAGUCCAGACAUAUGCAUUGCGGUCAACUGAACAGGUGACAAUGCGGUUGGUGUUUGGCGCCCAGUCAAUGCCCAUUACCUUUAAGUCAUGUUCCACCAGGUUGUUAGUUUGCUUCCAAUCAUUUCCCUCUUUUUGAUAGAUAUGGACUUCAUUGUUAUUUGGUGAAAAUGCUAUUUCUGUAACAAAAUAAAAUUUUAAUUCUGUUAAGUAUUUAUAUUAAUAUAAUUUGGUGAUAAAG
Messenger RNA from Spodoptera exigua (beet armyworm), 7022 nucleotides. Lineage: Eukaryota; Metazoa; Arthropoda; Insecta; Lepidoptera; Noctuidae. The record is from the annotation of a GenBank genome assembly.